AAUUGAAUUCCUAACGCUACGCGGAUCAUUUGACAGUUUUGCUCUAGUGUUAAAAACUAGCUACAUUAUCCUUUUAUUUGGAAAAAUCAAAGAUUUUGUUAAAGCUUAUGAACAAGCUUCAAUACUCUUGUUUUAUACUGAUGUGUAAAUCAACCAAACUGAUCCUCUAAAACUACUUAUUUGGUUUAAACCUACAACAAAAAUGUUGUACUUUGAGGAUUUCAUGGAAGCAAUUGAAAAUAUGCCAUCUGAGCUAAAUGAAAGCCUUACAAAUGUUAGACAGCUAGACCUACAAGCUCAAAAUAUUUUAGAUUCGCUAUCAGAAACCAUACAGACGUUUUUCGAAAACUGCAGGUUUGGUAGACUCUUAGAAUAUGAGAAAAGUACUCAGAUUCUUAAUAUUACUCGGGAAUAUGAGCGAGCACUUGUUCAUUGCAAGGACAAACGAGAAAUAGUGGAAAAUAUGUAUAACACAUACCGUAAAUUAGUGAGAAAAUUGGAUAUUGAGUUGGAAAAGUUCCGAAUUGAAUUAGAGGCUGAUAAUUCAGGAAUAACAGAACAAAUAGAAAAAAGAGUUCAGAAUGCACUUGGGAAAGCAAUAACAACAAAUUCGAAGGCAGAACGUAGAAGACAAAGACUGCGAUUUCAGCAAUCUAGUCAUUGCAAAAAUAACUUCUCAGUGAGAAGACGAUUGGUUGGGCCGGCUUUCAGAGCAGCACUUAAAUCUGCUUGCAUGAGACCCAUGCAAUCGGGGGGAGUGCCGUCUCUGGAAAAUACUAAGUUCUCACUAAAUGGUGACCAAACGUCUUUUAAUAGCUCCAGUUUAAUCUCAACUUCUGGAUGUCAUGUUCAAGACACAGGAUCCUACAGAAAGAACCCUGUUCAUGCGGAUGGCCUAAGUCCUCUUAGAUCAAUUGACGAAAACUCAAUAUGUUUGGACCAUCAGUCCAGUGACAGUUCCUACGACAGAACCUUUGAAACGAUUAAUCCACAAACUGGAGGAGUUACAAAGUUCGAAGAGGAUGCUGCAAGCGUUCACAAUGCAGGUGCUGGAUUUUCCACAAUUUUGAAAAACAAUUCGAGCUUGCUACCAGAUAUGUCGCUGGAUGCUAAGACUCAUACUGGAAUGCACGAUCGUAUUAUUAAAAGUACUAACUCUUCCAGUGGUCAUUUAUUUUACGACACAGCAGAACCUAACUUUACAGAUCGUGACAAGCUCAAUUUAACACCAAAGGCAGGUUCAAUUGAGAAUCAAGUGACAGACAACAUUAGUUCACCCGGAUGGCCCGGUUUAACACAAAGUUUUUCUAGCGUUCGGGAUAAACGCCGAUACCCGCGAAGAUUUGAUAGAAUAGGGCUAGCAUGUGACCUUGCAGUUGAUGAGUUCGGAAAGCUUGAUGAUUCACCUAAUUCUAGUGUCAAUGCAACGCUGGCGCAUGGAUUUGACGAUCAAACGUAUGAAUUUAGUGGAAAUCCGAAACCAGAAGAUACUACCGACCCACCAGAUGAUGAUGAAGAUUACAAGCGUUACUGUAUAUGCCGAGAUGUGAGUUAUGGUGACAUGAUAGCAUGCGACGCCCCAGACUGCCCCUUCGAAUGGUUUCACUACGCUUGCGUGAACCUAACCGUUGCACCAAAAGGUCGGUGGUUUUGUCCUACUUGCGCUAAAUCCUUACAUAAUAAGAAAAGCAUCAAAAAAAGUUCAUCUAGGAAAUAAUGAUUGCUCCAGAUGUUCAGGGAACGCGAAAGAACCAAUAAAGUGCUUGAGAGCAAUUCUGAUAUAUUCAUGAUUUUUAAACUGGUGUAUAAGCACAUGAAAUAUAAUGUAAUACGCUGCGAUAUUUAUAGAC
This is a messenger RNA of Schistosoma bovis, 1850 nucleotides long. The record is from the annotation of a GenBank genome assembly. NCBI's taxonomy places the organism in Eukaryota, Metazoa, Platyhelminthes, Trematoda, Strigeidida, Schistosomatidae.